Molecule: messenger RNA, 3725 nt
Organism: Aquila chrysaetos chrysaetos
Lineage: Eukaryota; Metazoa; Chordata; Aves; Accipitriformes; Accipitridae
Gene: PLEKHF2
Product: pleckstrin homology and FYVE domain containing 2
Exons: 2
Coding region: 333-1082 (249 amino acids)
Molecular function (GO): phosphatidylinositol binding; metal ion binding
Source: RefSeq, a predicted model, not a curated record
CAGCAGCGGCGGCCCCGCUGCGUUACAUAAGUGCCUGAAAGUCCCCGACUCGUGACUGGCGCCGAGGCCCGGGCGGCGGCGGCCGCCGCUCGCCUUGGGGCGGCGGGACGGGACGGGGCGGAGGGCGCUUCCUUCCCCGGCGGGCCCCGCGGGGCAGCCCUCCGCCCGCCCGAGCCUUCGCCCCCGCCUUCGCCCGCCGUCUUAAACUCCUCGUCGUUCUCGGAGCGAGUCGCCUGAAAAGGUUUGAUGCUGUGGUUAAAAAAAAAAAAAAAAAAAAAAAGGCUGUGGAACCCCGAGCGGUGCGGCUGCGAGCAUGAGGAUACUUGUGAAAGAUGGUGGAUCGCUUGGCAAACAGUGAAGCAAAUACUAGAAGAAUAAGUAUAGUGGAAAACUGCUUUGGAGCAGCUGGUCAACCUCUGACUAUUCCUGGUCGUGUUCUGAUCGGAGAGGGAGUACUAACAAAACUGUGUAGGAAGAAGCCCAAAGCGAGGCAGUUCUUCCUGUUCAAUGACAUUCUCGUUUACGGUAACAUUGUCAUCCAGAAGAAGAAAUACAAUAAACAGCACAUAAUCCCGCUGGAAAACGUCACUAUUGAUUCCAUCCAGGAUGAGGGAGACUUACGGAACGGGUGGCUUAUCAAGACACCAACAAAGUCUUUUGCAGUUUAUGCUGCCACUGCUACAGAGAAGUCUGAGUGGAUGAACCACAUAAAUAAGUGUGUUUCUGAUCUGCUUUCCAAAAGUGGGAAGACUCCUAGCAAUGAACAUGCAGCUGUCUGGGUACCAGACUCGGAAGCCACUGUGUGCAUGCGUUGUCAGAAAGCAAAAUUUACACCCGUCAACCGUCGUCACCACUGUCGCAAGUGUGGCUUUGUUGUGUGCGGGCCUUGCUCUGAAAAGAGGUUUCUUCUCCCGAGCCAGUCUUCCAAGCCUGUGCGAAUUUGCGACUUCUGCUAUGAUCUUCUUUCUACUGGGGAGAUGUCUGCUUGUCAGUCCACUAGGUCAGACUCCUACAGCCAGUCACCUAAAUCAUCUUUAAAUGAUGUAUCUGAUGAUGAUGAUGAUGAAGACAGUAGUGAUUAAGGACCAAAUGUUUUUUCCAUGUGUUGCAAUUUGUGUUUCAAACCAUAUGGAGCUGCUUAUGGGGAAGUCUGUAGUGAGGUUCCUCAGAAAAAUCCUGUUCUAGCCAUAAAAUAUGCCUGAAUAUCUUCAAUUGCGAUGUGCCUCAAUCUAUGAAUUCUCUAGACAAUAGUUUUUCCACUCCUCUGCAGGGAUAUAGACUGUUGCAAAUGUUAUCAGAAUAUUUUCCAACUUCUUGUACUUGAGUUGUGUCUAGGUUAGACUUUUUGUGGAAGGUUGGAGAAUAAAAUGUACCUUCUUAAUUUAACAACUCAUACUUCCUAAUGCUUCAUAAUGAUAUGUUGUUAUGUGGGUUUUUUUCAGAUAUGGGGAAGAAAACUCUAAGCAUGCAUGGAACAGUGAUGUUUUGGUUAAUCCCUUAGACCAUCUUGUUUUUCUAACCAUGGUAUAUAGUAAGUUGAAAUGUGACAUAACUUACAAACUUAAAUGUCACAAAACUUGGAAAUUGUCUUGUUUUGCUCUUAUUUAUGACUUCCUAUGCCAAGCAGUGCCUUGUACCAAUUGUGCUGAUUCAGGAAGAAACAAACCUAUUCUGUGUCAUCUGUAUUUGCCUGAUGCUGGUAUCUGAGAGAUUGUUGGUGCUAUUGAAAAUAACUGCUGUGUUCAAAGUGGAGCUUUGACAAGGUCAUAACCGCAUCCUGUGGUGGGUGAUGGAGACCUGAAUCACACGUCCUCACCUGUGCAGGCAGACCUGAAGACUCUGCAGAUUCCCACAGGCUUCAGCGGGGUUCUCCUUGCAGGACUUGCAUUGCGGGUCAGGAUCUUGAGAUGAGAAGCUUAGGGUGACUCUUCCUGGGGAUUUAUACGUAUUCUUUUCAGAACAGUUUCUAAGUUUCAAAUUUGGCAAAUCCAUACUGAAAUUUUAGUUGGGUGUAUAGCAUUUGGAUGUGAUAGCAUAUAUAUAUUUGGAAAUAAUUCCCCAAAAUUACACUAAAUUCUUUCCUAAAACGUUGGUGAGAGGGUUGGUGUUUGUUGUUUGUAUUGGUUUUUUUUUUUUCCCCAGGAGUUUUAUUGGCUUGUUUAAAAAUAACCUUAUGUUUUGAACAAAAAGCCUGCAAGUAUCCUUAUAAAAUUGGGUUUCCUUUUUACACAGCUGACCUCAGGAUAAAUGUGAGAUGCAAGUUAUUUCAUUCUAAAUGUAUACCCAGGACCAAGAAAGAUAUAUUUAAGAACUAUAAUGAAAUCAUCAGUGCAGAAAAUGUCUCUACCAUAGUAUUCAUUUUUAAUAAGCUCUUAAAUACAGAAAUGUCAUGUUCCCAUAUAAAUGUAAAAUUUAGACUUGCAAAGACAUGUUAAACCCCCAAAUACUAUGUUUCUAUAUUUUUAUAAUGAUAGCAUCAAUUUUGAAGCAGAAAAAUCUCUUUGAAAUAGUUGUGUCAAUAUAGUAGCAACUGACUUGAAACAAAAAAAUGCUGAACUUUUGUAUCUCUAAGUGACAAUUUCUGCACUGUUUGCCUUGGUUGGCCGUAAUUGGGUUAAAUAUUUAUUGAAUAAACAAUCAAUGCUGCAUAUUGCACUAGUCUCCCAUUCUGUAUGCUGUAAAUGUCAGUUGUAACUUUUUUAUAAAAAUUAGCAGAGCACUUCAAAGCUGUAGCCCUCCGUGAGAUUUCUGGUAGCUAAAGAUGCACUCUCCAUUAAUAGUCUGCAAUACAUUGCUUCAGGUGAAAAUUGCGUUAAUAUUUUUAGCUUGGGCAAUUUCUAAAAAUAAGGGUUUUUCUAAAAGCACUGAAGAGUAUUUGAUCUACUUUGAAAUAAACAUAAAAAGGGGAAAAUGCUUUCUGAUGGAGACUAGGGACCAAGAGGAUUCUGUAAAAUUGCCAGAUAAGCAAUAAACGAUUGUAUAUACUCAAAGACUAGCUGAAAUAAGUAGUUACAUGUACUUAUUCCUUGAAAGAUGAGGGAAUGGUGACCUGCAGCAGGGGAAAACAGGCUAUUCUGAGAAGGCACUUUCAGUGCUUACUUUUUGUACCUCUCUUACUCUAUAUUUCAGGAAUGGAGACUUGUCAGAUUCAGUUUUUCUACAGAAUCAAAGUACAAACCUCCCUUGUACAUACCUUCUAAUGACUAACGAUCAUUUUCUUCCUGAUGCAAUUUUCUUCUUUCUUAAGCUGUCAAAUAUUAACUUGUCUCGUUAAAGAGUCCGUCCCCUUGUGUACUUUUCCCUGGGUUUCUAUAUGUUGUGCUUACUUUUCAGCACUUUUUAGGGGGUGGAAAGAGGGUUGCCAGGAGUUAGAUCAUAUCCUAUAUUUUGCAGAAUGUUCUUGUACCUACUUCAAAUGUCUUUUUAUCUGUGAAUGAAACUUGCACUGUGCUGCACUGAUCCCUGAAGCUGUAACCAAACCAAUGUGUGUGCGGGGGAUUUUUCAUCUGAAAUUGAUGUAUAUGGUCCAAGCUUUUUGAGAAAGCAUUAAAAAAAAAAAGUUUCAUGGUAAUACUCCUAUCCCUCAGUGGUAUUUGUUUAAAACUUUACAAAAUGGACUUAACAUCGACUUCUCUUGUACUUAAAUUUGUGAAAGGGCUCGUUUCGUACUUUGUAAUCUUGUUCUGUCAAAUUAUUUUAUUUACAAAUAUACGGUGUAGCUUCAA